Betta splendens (Siamese fighting fish) is the source of this 4034-nucleotide messenger RNA. Its product is annotated as leucine-rich repeat neuronal protein 2-like. Gene Ontology annotation, molecular function: protein binding. NCBI's taxonomy places the organism in Eukaryota, Metazoa, Chordata, Actinopteri, Anabantiformes, Osphronemidae. The record is from RefSeq and is a predicted model, not a curated record. The transcript is spliced from 2 exons. Bases 1015 to 3351 code for a protein of 778 amino acids.
GUUUGCACAGAGCACAUUUCGCAUAGGAAACCGUGCUCUUCACUGUGCUCCGGGGCUCGACACAAAGACAGUCAAACACCGACGCGUGGCAGAAAUGAAAUUCAACAAGUCCCUAAUAACCAGAAGAGACACCGCUGCAGCUCGGCAUCCGAGAAUUUGCUGCUGAAAUAAUGAAAUGCUGAUUUUCCUGCUUCCCCCCUCCUGCCGCGGAAGCCGCCUGGCAAGCAGGUCGUCAGCGACGGCAGAAAACCAACACGCGACCAGGAGCCAAAGGGAAACGUCCCAUCCAGAAAAAAAAUAACACACCAUAACUAACAGAGGGAAGGAGUGAGGGAGUGAGGCAGGGAGAUGAGAACGACAGAAGCUGUGCUGCAGAGCACACCUCAUCUCCUCUGUAGCUGGAGGGAGCGAGCGAGCGAGAGAGAGAGAGAUUCAGUCUGUGCCAAUUUUCUCCUCAGCCCCAGUGACAAAGCGAGGGAGAACUAGGGAAGUGAUAUUUCAGGAAUCUUAAAAGCUCCACAAACGCGUGCGCGAUUCUGAGGAGGACGGGGGAGAAAGGGAUCCUCGGCGGCACGUGAGGCGUUCGCGGGACAGACGGCGGAUGCAGGAGGCGGGAGAGCAGAGGGAGGCAUGUAGUCAGCGCUUCGGUGGCGGUAGGCAACCUGUAAUGUGCUGAUUGAAUGUUAUCACGGCAACGUGACAUCGCAGCACCGGCGGAGCCGCGCGCACGCAGCACGCGGGGCGACGCCACCACACGAUGGGAGCAGCAGUGAGCUGCCGUCCCCCCCGAGCCAUGAGCCCUCCACCUCUGACCCGGACGUGCUGAUCGAUGGUGUAAAGGCCGUCAUCGAGCUGCAGUCGCACAUAAAAAACGCUUUUGGUCCCACAGAGCUACGAAGAGGAGACACAUCUCAUUGAAAUCGCCUCCGACUGAGCCGUUUUUGUUGCUCCGGACGCUCCGCCUGACGUCCCCAUAGCUCCGCCCCCCCUCCCCCGCCGCCACCCACGAGGAUUAUGAGGUCGCCCUCGGCGCUCGUCCAGUCGCAGUGCUUCCUGUGCGUGCUCGUGAGCGUGUGCGCGCCCGCCGCCGUGCGCGCGCUGCCCCACGCGCUGCCGUGGCGCGUGUCCUGCCCGGCGCGCUGCGCGUGCCAGAUCAGGCCGUGGUUCUCGCCCGACUCGGCCCACCACGAGGCGCCCACGGUGGACUGCAACGACCUGCUGCUGACCCGGCUGCCCGCGCCCAUCCCGCCCGACACGCACACCCUGCGCCUGCAGAGCAACCUGCUGUCGGAGAUGGACGCGGCGGCGCUGCGCGGCCUCCCCAACCUCACCGACCUGGACCUGUCCCAGAACCGCUUCAGCCACGUGCGGAGGAUCGCCGGCGGCUCCCCGCUGGCCUCGCUGCAGUCCCUGCACCUGGAGGAGAACCGCCUCAGUCACCUGCCGGAGGCCUCCUUCGCUUCGCUGCCGGCGCUGCAGGAGCUUUUCCUCAGUCACAACAACUUGCACUCGAUCGCGCCUGGAGCCUUCGCCGGGCUGGACUUUCUCCUCCGCCUUCACAUCAACAACAACAGGCUCGCCACCGUCGACCCUCGGUGGUUCAGGGCUUUGCCUCGUCUGGAGGUGCUCAUGCUCGGGGGCAACCCCGUGGAGGCCCUUCCCGAGCGCGGCUUCCUGGCGCUAAAAUCCCUCCGAAGCCUCGUCCUCGGCGGAAUGGGCCUGAGAGGCCUGGCUGAAAAAGCCCUGGAAGGUCUGGACGGCCUGGAGAGCCUGUCCUUCUACGAUAACCUGCUGACAAAGGUGCCCACACAGGCCCUGAGGAGGGUCCCGGGGCUGAAGUUCCUCGACCUCAACAAGAACCGCAUCAAACUCAUCGAGACGGGAGAUUUUCGCGACAUGAUCCACCUGAAGGAGCUCGGCCUGAACAACAUGGAGGAGCUGGUGUCAAUCGAGAAGGCCGCCCUGGACAAUCUCCCCGAGCUGACGAAGCUGGAGAUCACCAACAACCCGCGCCUGUCCUACAUCCACCCAGAAGCCUUCCUCCGGCUGAGCCGCCUGGAGAGCCUGAUGCUCAACUCCAACGCCCUGAGCGCCCUGCACCAGCGCGUCAUGCUCUCGCUGCCGAGUCUGCAGGAGGUCAGCCUGCACUCCAACCCGCUCCGAUGCGACUGCCUGUUCCACUGGGCCGCCGAGGAGGCCGCUCGACCCCGCGCCGACAAAGGCCCGCCGACGGACGCGCCGGCGCCUCGGACCGUGCGCUUCAUCCAGCCUCAGGCCACCUUGUGCUCCGAGCCCCCGGAGCUGAGAGCCCGCCGGGUGAGGGAGGUGUCCUCCCGGGAAAUGUCCGCCUCCUGCCUCCCCAUGAUCCCCGUCAGCUCGCUGCCGUCCUACGUGGGCGUCAGGGAGGGAAGCAAACUGGUUCUGCACUGUCGAGCCCUCGCGGACCCGCGGCCUGAACUUUACUGGGUCACUCCCUCGGGGCUGAAGCUCGGUCCGUCCAGAGGUUCACCCGCCCCCUGCCUGGCGCCGAGCAGAGGAUUCAAUCACAGCGCCUCCACCCGGCAGAGCGACGCUCCUCCCUGCAGUCCCUCCAAACACUACCGGCUCCUGCCCGAGGGAACGCUCCAGAUCAACAAAGUCACCUCCCGCGAGGCAGGAUUAUACACCUGCGUGGCUGAGAAUGCACUGGGAGCGGACACACGCAGCGUCACUGUGGGUGUGCGCAGCCGAGAGAGGAAGAGGAGGAAGGCCGUGGCCGCUAAUUUGAGUGGAUAUCCACCGCUCGGGCCGAGCGUCGGGCUGGAGGCGAGGGAGGUUGGAGAACGCUACGCUAUCCUGUCGUGGCAGAGCGGGCGCAACCUCCCCUCCACGCGCUUAUCCUGGCAGGCCAUAUAUUCAAACAGCCACACGCCCACAUACAGCACACGCGUGCUGGCAGGCACGCAGAGCUUCAACCUGACCCACCUGCAGGCAGAGACGUUCUACAGAGUGUGUCUACAUCUGGGGACGGGCGAGGGCCCCAAGCGCGGCAGCAGGGGGCCGCGGGACGCCAGGAAGCCUCAGUGUGUCUCCUUCCGGACGAAGGACGGCCCGCAGUCGCAGCCCAGCCUGCAGCUGAGCCCCGAGAUGACCUCCACCGCCGUUACGCUUCUGCUCCUCGCAAUCAUACUGCUGCUGCUGGCGGGCCAGGUCUGGGACUCUGAGCUGGGUGAGGCGGCGGGGACGCUUCACAGCACCAUCCUUCAGGAAGUCAAAAGUCCCAGCGGCCUGAUCAUUAGUCAGAAGACAGAAAGGAGCUUCAGACAUCAGCCAAAGCAGAACGAGAAACUUUUUAUAUACCAGGACUUCUGAGAUGGUUGUGCACAUUCAAAGGGAGACAUGAAUCCUGAUACAGUACACACAUGCGUCAACUCUAGGCUUUGUGACUCACAGCUAGGAGACAGCAGUCGAACAUCAGAGCAGUGUUGUAGAAAGAGAUUUGUAUUUAUUUUAUAUACAGUAUAAAGUAUAUAUUGACAUUGUGUGUGUGUUAAGAUGUAUUAUAAAAUGCCUAAACCCUAAGCAGGGAACUCAAAGUGGACAAUGGUUCUCCUGGUGCACAGAGAAUGAACAAGGCAGAAACAAAUGAGCCUGAGCUGCUGAUGAGCGCUGGACUGGAACCGAAGAAAAGCCGAUUCAAUCCAGGGACAGAUAUUUUCAGAGGACAGCGACUCAGACCUCCAGGGUAAAUGUCACGUUUCCUGUCCCCAUGUUCCACAGACUAGAACAUCUCUUCAAACUCCAAACUCUUGAGACUGAUCCUAGAUGAAGUCCCUGCUUGUUUGGGCUCUGUAAGUCAAAGUGAUUGAUGUAAACAAACCUUUUGCUUAGCUUUCACUACUUUGGACCGGGUCGUCCUUUUUGCAGUACAUAUACCGUAUAUUCAUCAAGAUUCUGCACCUAGUGUCCUACAACCUUUCAGCAUAAAAGUGAUUUAAAAGUGAUCGUGUUAAAUUCUAUUUUGAGCUAUUAUACAAUAAAAUCUUUUUAAUGUA